GCAGAAAGGAAGUGCUGCUGUUGCAACAUCGCUGCCACGUCUGUAGGACCUUCUGCAGCGGCAGCGGCGGGUCUGAGCACCGGGAUGGGCCGGUGCUGGGCGGCGGGGGGGUGAGAGGGAGAGGUGGGAGUGACAGAGGAAGCACAGAGGAGAGGAAGGAAAGAGGAAACACGUAGAGCCACAACACAACACUCCCUGAGUGGGGUGGGGAGGAGGGAAAAAGCCCGUGCGCAGCUCCAGCUUGAAGAAGCGAGCUGCCUUGUGGAGGGUCCAGCUUGGAGCUCUAUUGUUCAGGCAGAGGGGGGGUUUGUUUCUGCUGGGUUUCCGGGGAUCACCGAUGCUAAGCUCAGGGAGAAUGGAGGAAUUCGUGACCGAAGAGGAAGAGCCGUGGUACGACCAGCAGGACCUGGAGCAGGACCUCCACUUGGCGGCAGAACUGGGGAAGACUCUGCUGGAGAGGAACAAGGAGUUGGAGGACUCUCUGCAGCAGAUGUACAUCACCAAUGAAGAGCAAGUGCAAGAGAUUGAGUACCUGUCGAAGCAGCUGGAUGUCCUUCGGGACAUGAACGAGCAGCACGCCAAAGUGUACGAGCAGCUGGACGGGACUGCCAGAGAGCUCGAACGCACCAACCACACACUGGUGAUGGACAGCAAGGCCUCGCAGCAAAAGAUAGAGAGGUUAACAGGGACCAUUGAGGCUUUGCAGAACCAGGUGGAGUCUCUCUCGGGGCAGGUGGAGCAGCUUCGCUCCAUGGAGCAGCUCCGAGUCAGGAGGGAGAAGAGGGAACGGCGCAAGACCAUCCACUCCUUCCCUUGCCUGAGGGAGCUUUGCACAGCACCCAGGUAUGAGGAUGAGUUCGUAGUGGGCAGGGCGGAGAGUUUUUCCGUGGAUGUGAAGCCUCAACCAUUUGAAGAGGAGAACCAGCAUCUGAGGGAGGCGGUGUCGGCUCUGCGAGCGGCUGUCCGGGCGGAGAGGGGGCGCAGAGAGGGCGUGGAGAGGGAGUGCAACCUCCUGCUUGCAGAGUUCUCCCGGCUGCAGACACGCGUCCAGGAUGCUGAGAGCUGCCAGGGGAGGGUGCGGGAGUUGGAGGUGGAGCUACAGGAGCUGCAGCAGCUACGUCGCGCUCGGAAUUUCCUGCUGAGCAGCGAGGACGACGGCGCGGCCCUUACCCAGACUGUCCUCAAUAGCACCCCGGAGACCGACACCUUCCUGGAGGUGGAGGUCGGGGAGAUGGGAGGAGGUGUGAGGGAGGAGAGCGAAGGCGGAGGAGGUGUGGGAGGGGAGGCGCUCCCUGAGUCCAGCCCUGUGAGGAAAAGCUGCAGCGACACGGCGCUCAACGCCAUCGUGGCCCGCGAUGCGUCCGGCCGCAGGAGAGGCAGCUACGCUCUCCACGCCAACAGCGUGAGGAAGCGAGGGAUGUCCAUCCUCAGGGAGGUGGAUGAGCAGUACCACGCCUUACUGGAGAAAUAUGAGGAGUUGUUAGGGAAGUGUCGGCGCCAUGAGGAGAGCCUGUGUCACGCUGGGGUCCAGACUUCCAGACCGGUCUCCCGAGACCCGUCCAUGAAAGACUGUGCCAUGGGCCCCACGCCGGCACCUCCCCCUACCCCCACCCAGUCGCCUUCCACCCCCGAGGCUAUUGAGAGCAUCAGCAAGCAGGUGGAGGCGGUGGAUAAGAGGCUGGGACAGAACACUCCAGAGUACAAGGCCCUUUUUAAAGAGAUCUUCUCUCGCAUCCAGAAGACCAAGAUGGACAUCAAAGCUACCAAAGCUGCUAAGACUAGCAAAUCUGGCAAAUCUAGCAAAUCUAGUAAACAGUAAUGGUACACUGAUUGGCUCUAGAGAGGACGAUUGCGUGCUAUUUCGGUGUUAAGGGCUGGAGUUUGUGAACAGGGGCUUUGUGUGAACGUUCGUAUAGAGGGUGCUAUUUUGAAAACCGCUAAAUUCAAGUACAGUUCAGUUCAGUUGAGGUCAAAUCAGAGCGCGCCGUUUUCAACCAGAUCUGAAACCUUCCAGCAUACACAAGGAUCUGAAUUGCAUGUGAUCAAUUUUAAAACUGCGGAAUUCAGUCAUACAUAUAUAAAAUGUGACUGAAAUUGUUAAGAACUCGUUUGAGUCCACCCCCCUCAUAUUCUUUCAUUCGGUGUUCCUACUAAAUAUAGAGUGGCUUCACUGCCUUACUGCUUUAGGCAUGUACCACAAUAACACCUCUCAUGAGCCUCACAAGUGCACUAAAUGUUAAAGCUUCACAAAAAAAAACACUAGAAAAUGGCAUCUCUGAUGAAAACAUGAGUGGAAAUCUAAGUCUAAUAUUAACUGUAUCUUAUUAUAAUGGACUCUACUAACAUUUGUGUAAUCACAGUAAGAAAGACAAAUAAUUAUCCUCUCAGGCCACAGUGCAGUCUGUCUCAAGAAUGAACUUGAGGUGCUAAUAAUUCUCCUCCUGUUACGUAUAUCGCUAUAAAAAUUGAAAUAAGCCUUUAGUCUGGAUGACUUUGCUACUCUCUUGCACCGUUCUCUGUGUGUGACCUUGCUACUGCUUUUUUAAAGUUUGUGGUGCCUCGCCCUUUUAUCUAGAGAUUUCGAGGAAUGGCUUUCUUCCUGAGUUUGAUAAAAAAGACUGAUACCCCUCUAAUGUCUGUACAGUAAAUAUGAAGCUACAAGCCAGCAGCCAUUUAGCUUAGCAUAAAGACUGGAAACAGCUAGCCUGGCUCUGUCAACAGCGACAAGUUGUGGUUUUACGGGGUAUGCGGCGCGCCAGACUAUUUCUUGGCCAGGAGCAGAAACCACAAGCUGUUGUUUUUACACUUAGUUUUUUUAAUGGAUUAACUAAACAACAUAUAACUUGUUAAUUAGCGUAUUUUGUUAGCUUUGGACGAAGCAGUUCUAGCCGUUUCCCCAAUUUCAGUCUUUAGCUAAGCAAGCUAACUGGCUGCUAGCUGUAGCAUGAUAUUUAGCAUACAGACUGGAAACUCAUUUUACGUUUAUAAAUUAAAUACCUUCUCCCUCCACUGUGUUAAAGUCACUUCAGCUCUCUUAUGAGUACUGAAGUGUGUCUUCAACUGGUCUACUUCAAACUAAAAUUGCUCAGUGAGCUACAGUAUCUAUAGUAGUGAGUGAUAUCUGCAGUACAGGCUAUAGUUUAGAUAGUUAACCUGUUGUGUUUCGAAUGUGUAGGAGUGAUGAUCCCACUAAAUGCUAACGAGCUGCUGUCUUGCAAAAGACAAUCUCUGCAGAUUAUUUAUUUUCAUUAUUUCCUGAGCAUUAUGGAUACUCAUCAUAGUGAAUACAAACCUCUUGAAGGCUGUGAAGUUGAGACGUCUAAUAAUGGUUUUGCAUCAUAUGCAGUAUAAGCAUUUUUGUUUGUUGGGGAAAGUGUUGUUUCUACAUCUAACAGACCAGGCGAUGAAAAAUAGCAAAAAGACAUGAAAGAGGCAUAACUCAUGAUUGUCAUUGGGAUUGUAAAAUAGGCCAUUGAAUGAAGACAGCGUGAACAUUAAAAACACAUAGGGAAGUAGAUCCUUUUUAAAGAAAAUGGUCUAAUGGUGAAAACUGAUCUAACAAUGGUGAAUGAAAUAUUCUUAGGAGCUUUUUUUAUACAAGUGUUGAGACUAUUUUCCUUUAAUUAUAGCAAGACAGACACACAGUAGCCUAUCGUAGAACUGUAACCAGUAUAAGGCUUCAAGCCAGAGCUUUGUCUAACACCUAGCAGUCUUACCAAACUAUAAAACUAACCUGCAAACAUAUUGCACCUUUUUUCACAAUAUACAAUACCUUUGCCUUUUUCUGGGUAACCUCCUAUGUAUAAACCUUUGUUAUAAUGAAUGUCAUUACAGCUAAUUUUAUAUCGUGAUUCUUCAGCAAAGUUGAAGACAUAGCCAAGCUUGAAACCUUUCACAUGUGGCACAGCUGACACCCGAGGGGCCCCACACUCGUGUUUUGUGGCUAAUGUGUGUAAAAAGAGUGAAGGAUGGAUGUUUGGCUGCAACCUGGUACUGGAAUCAGGGAGGAAUCCUGUUACCUCCCGAUGAAGUAAAGUUCAAUUUACUGUUGCAGCACUUCACUUCUAUUGGACAACUGUGAAGUGUAUUUGAGGUCAACACUCAUGUCUUUCAGAACGAUUGGAGGAAGGAAUAUGUGUUAGCAUGGACAAAACAAUGCCAAACCCGAGCCUGUUAUCAUUUUUAAAGGCUCAUGAGGUUUCUGAACUGUAACGUCUUACCGAUUGCACUUGAAAAUGUUUGACGCCUCAUUUCUUGCAUAUUUAGGAUAGCUGAUAUGAAAUUGUACCUGUGUAUUUAUUUGUGUGUGAAUGUUUCUUAAUUUUUUAUUUUAUUUUUUUUUUUACUUUUGCAGUGCCUAUAUGUGAAUGUCACUAACAAAUGUCACUAACAAAUGUCACUAACAAAUUGUCAGUCAAUUUGGUUUACUUAUAUUAUCCAGUUCAAAUGUGUGCAUUAUUAGUUCAUAAGAUAUUGGCAUUAAAGUUUAGUCUGCUCUGGUAUUAGUUCAUCGUUACUGAACUAAUACCUACUUUACCAUGUUAAUAAAGCAUUGAUACAAUG
Messenger RNA from Siniperca chuatsi (mandarin fish), 4563 nucleotides. RefSeq names its product cerebellar degeneration-related protein 2-like (gene cdr2l). The record is from RefSeq and is a predicted model, not a curated record. The coding region runs from base 338 to 1819 and encodes 493 amino acids. NCBI's taxonomy places the organism in Eukaryota, Metazoa, Chordata, Actinopteri, Centrarchiformes, Sinipercidae. The transcript has 6 exons.